UCAACAAUCAACAACGAGACGCGUCGGAGCCAAACAAGAACAACGUGACGCGUUCUGAUAUAAACCCCGCUACGUCCUCGUUGGCUCCCGUCUCUCACUUGCAUCUCAGCACUCACCUCUUCGAUACAAACCUUCCUCGCCUUCAAACUUCAUCAGCAAUGGCCCCCAAACCUGCUUCCACUGCCGGCAAAGCCCCUGCCUCCACCGCUUCCAAGGCUCCCGCCAAGUCUGAAGGUUCAAAGGCUGCCAAAAAGACUUCCAAGCCAGCAGCAGCUGACGGCGAUAAGAAGAAGCGCCGAAAGUCACGAAAGGAGACUUACUCUUCUUACAUCUACAAGGUCCUUAAGCAAGUUCACCCUGAUACGGGUAUCUCCAACAAGGCAAUGGCCAUCCUCAACUCCUUUGUCAAUGAUAUCUUUGAGCGGGUUGCCACCGAGGCUUCCAAACUCGCGGCCUACUCCAAGAAGUCCACCAUCUCUUCCCGUGAAAUCCAGACAUCAGUGCGGCUGAUUCUGCCUGGUGAACUGGCCAAGCACGCUAUUUCAGAGGGAACUAAAUCGGUGACCAAGUUCUCUUCGGCAGGUGCCAAGUAAUCUCUGGAUUUGUAUUGCACUUGUAUUGUAUCGUAUCUGUACUCUUUAUUAUUUUUAUUCCCAUUUCCUUAAUUCUUGAUGCGUGCCGUGA
Desarmillaria tabescens is the source of this 684-nucleotide messenger RNA. Its product is annotated as histone H2B. The transcript has 4 exons. NCBI's taxonomy places the organism in Eukaryota, Fungi, Basidiomycota, Agaricomycetes, Agaricales, Physalacriaceae. The record is from RefSeq and is a predicted model, not a curated record. Gene Ontology annotation, cellular component: nucleosome. The coding region runs from base 159 to 593 and encodes 144 amino acids. Gene Ontology annotation, molecular function: protein heterodimerization activity; structural constituent of chromatin; DNA binding.